AGACGAGAAAAGGUUUCAGACCAGAGACCGACCGAAGAGAGAGAGAGGGAAAGAAAGAGAGAGAGAAAGAAAAAAGAAAGAAAGAGAGAGAGAGAAAGAAAGAGGGAGAGAGAGAGAGAGAGAAAGAAAAGAGAAAGAAAGAGAGAGAGAGAGAGAAAAGAAAGAAAGAGAGAGAGAGAGAGAGAGAAAGAAAAGAGAAAGAAAGAGAGAGAAAGAAAAAAGAAAGAAAGAGAGAGAGAGAAAAGAAAGAAAGAGAGAGAGAGAAAGAAAAAAGAAAGAAAGAGAGAGAGAGAGGGAAAGAAAGAGAGAGAGAAAGAAAGAGGGAGAGAGAGAGAGAAAGAAAAAAGAAAGAAAGAGAGAGAGAUAGAGAGGGAAAGAAAGAAAGAGAGAGAGAGAGAAAGAAAGAAAAGAGAGAGAGAGAGAGAGACAGAGAGAAAGAAACAAAGAGAGAAAGUGUGAAGCUGCAGGAUGGAAGUGACAUCACACUGCAAUGGCUCUGACAUCACUGAGAGCAGAGCCAAUAAGAAUCCAAACCAAUCAGACUGCCUCUCCAGUCAGCCAACAGCCAAUGGGACACUGCCACAGCACAACACAGUUUUUUGUUGUCUUAAAUACUCUUCCUGUAGAGGAGGCCCCACCCCCUGUCUCCAGUAGGUCAGAGGAUGGUGACAUCAGUGAUGACUCCUUGACAGGCACCUCCUCCACCAACGACGUCUCGCAACUCCUUCCCUCCCAGCCCACCUCUGCUCUCAGAAAACAGAAAGGUGUGGACAGCUUAUCAGUGUCUCCUUCCCCCGUCUGUACUCCUCCAUCUUCCUCCACCUCUCCUCCUCCUCGUACUCGCCCUCGGUCGUCCACCUGUAACAGACACAGCUGCAGCCUUCCUCAUCAUCAUCACAGCACCAAGCGUCUCUCCUCCACUAAAAGCCACGCCUCCUUCAAGACAGACGCCGCGCACAUUAAGGAGGUUGCUGGAGAUGACUGCUGCGUUCACUGCCUCCUGGCCUGUCUGUUCUGUGAGAUGCUGUCCAUGUGUUCGGCCGUGGGGGAGUGUCUGGCGUGUGUAGUGGGUGGGGCCGGGUGCUGUGACGCUGCUGUCGGUUGCUGCUGCUGUGUGGAGGCGGCGGGGGAGGCAGCGUGCACGGAGGAGGCGUGUCAAGCUGUGUUGGAUUGUGGGAUACUGGAGGACUGCUGUGGAUCGUCCGACUGUUUGGAGAUAUGUCUGGAAUGCUGCUCCAUCUGCUUCCCCGCAUAGAGCAGCCAAUCAGAGACAGAUUACACGAUGAUGUCAGAGAGAAUAAGAGCGGGAGGCGGUUGAUUUUGUAGAUCAAUAAAUUGUGAAAAGUUCAAGCUUCAAAUCUAUUAAGCUAAAAGUUCUGGAAAUGGAAAUGGACAUUGAAUAUAAAGUCACAGUGACCUGAUGAUGUGUUCAGGGACAGGGAGCGUGUAACUGCAGAUACAAACUUCUUGACCGCAGCAGAAAUAAAACCUGAUGUUUGACCUCU
This is a messenger RNA of Lates calcarifer (barramundi perch), 1505 nucleotides long. RefSeq lists its product as uncharacterized. Lineage: Eukaryota; Metazoa; Chordata; Actinopteri; Centropomidae. Bases 491 to 1255 code for a protein of 254 amino acids. The record is from RefSeq and is a predicted model, not a curated record. The transcript is spliced from 5 exons.